GGGCCGGUGACGGCUCAUGGACAGCAGGGCCGGCGGCCGGCGCUGCCCCGAGGCGGCCUUCCUGAUUCUAGAGCCUGCCAGGAUGGGGCCCCUGAGGCCCAGCCCAGGCCCCGGGGGGCAACGGGUGCUGCUGUCCCCCUUGCUGCUGGCACUGCUGCUUCUGCUGGCGGCAUCCCCAGGCCAUGCCACUCGGGUGGUGUACAAGGUGCUGGAGGAACAGCCACCCAACACCCUCAUUGGGAGCCUUGCAGCUGACUAUGGUUUUCCAGAUGUGGGCCACCUGUACAAACUAGAGGUAGGCGCCCCAUACCUGCGGGUGGACGGCAAGACAGGAGACAUCUUCACCACUGAGACGUCUAUCGACCGCGAGGGGCUCCGUGAAUGCCAGAACCAGCUCCCUGGUGAGCCUUGCAUCCUGGAGUUUGAGGUGUCUAUUACGGACCUGGUGCAGAAUGGCAGUCCCCGGCUGUUAGAGGGCCAGAUAGAGGUACAGGACAUCAAUGACAACACGCCCAACUUCGCCUCGCCCGUCAUCACGCUACCCAUCCCUGAGAACACCAACAUCGGCUCACUCUUCCCCAUCCCGGUGGCUUCUGACCGCGAUGCUGGCCCCAACGGUGUGGCAUCCUAUGAGCUGCAGGCCGGGCCCGAGGCCCAGGAGCUAUUUGGGCUUCAGGUGGCAGAGGACCAGGAGGGGAAGCAGCCACAGCUCAUCGUGAUGGGCAACCUGGACCGGGAGCGCUGGGAUUCCUAUGAUCUCACCAUCAAGGUGCAGGACGGUGGCAGCCCCCCACGCGCCAGCAGUGCCCUGCUGCGAGUCACUGUGCUUGACACCAAUGACAACGCCCCCAAGUUCGAGCGGCCCUCCUACGAGGCUGAACUGUCUGAGAAUAGCCCCAUUGGCCACUCAGUCAUCCAGGUGAAGGCCAAUGACUCGGACCAAGGUGCCAACGCGGAGAUCGACUACACAUUCCACCAGGCGCCCGAGGUGGUGAGGCGUCUUCUGCGACUGGACAGGAACACUGGACUUAUCACUGUGCAGGGCCCUGUGGAUCGUGAGGACCUAAGUACCCUGCGCUUCUCGGUGCUCGCCAAGGACCGAGGCACCAACCCCAAGAGUGCCCGUGCCCAAGUGGUGGUGACCGUGAAGGACAUGAACGACAAUGCCCCCACCAUUGAGAUCCGGGGCAUAGGGUUGGUGACCCAUCAAGACGGGAUGGCUAAUAUCUCGGAGGACGUGGCAGAGGAGACAGCCGUGGCCCUGGUGCAGGUAUCUGACCGAGAUGAGGGGGAGAAUGCAGCUGUCACCUGUGUGGUGGCAAAUGACGUGCCCUUCCAGCUACGCCAGGCCAGUGAGACGGGAAGUGACAGCAAAAAGAAAUACUUCCUGCAGACCACCACUCCACUCGACUACGAGAAGGUCAAAGACUACACCAUAGAGAUCGUGGCUGUGGACUCUGGCAACCCCCCGCUCUCCAGCACCAACUCGCUCAAGGUUCAGGUGGUGGAUGUCAACGACAACGCCCCUGUCUUCACCCAGAGCGUCACUGAGGUCGCCUUCCCAGAGAACAACAAGCCGGGUGAAGUGGUCGCCGAAGUCACCGCCAGCGAUGCCGACUCGGGCUCUAAUGCGGAGCUGGUUUACUCUCUGGAUCCUGAGCCAGCCGCCAAGGGCCUCUUCAGCAUCUCGCCUGACACUGGAGAGAUCCGGGUGAAGACAUCCCUUGAUCGGGAACAACGGGACAGCUAUGAGUUAAAGGUGGUGGCAGCUGACCGGGGCAGCCCCAGCCUGCAGGGCACAGCCACCGUCCUUGUCAAUGUGCUGGACUGCAAUGACAAUGACCCCAAGUUUAUGCUGAGUGGCUACAACUUCUCAGUGAUGGAGAACAUGCCGGCGCUGAGUCCAGUGGGCAUGGUGACUGUCAUUGAUGGGGACAAAGGGGACAAUGCCCGGGUACAGCUCACGGUGGAGCAGGACAAUGGUGACUUUGUUAUCCAAAAUGGUACGGGCACCAUCCUCUCCAGCCUGAGCUUUGAUCGGGAGCAUCAGAGCACCUAUACCUUCCAGUUGAAGGCGGUGGACGGUGGCGUCCCACCUCGCUCAGCUUACGUCGGCGUCACCAUCAAUGUGCUGGAUGAGAAUGACAAUGCGCCCUUUAUCACCGCCCCUUCCAACACCUCCCACCAGCUGUUGACCCCCCAGACACGUCUUGGUGAGACGGUCAGCCAGGUGACAGCUGAGGACAUCGACUCCGGUGUCAAUGCUGAGUUGACCUACAGCAUCGCUGGUGGCAACCCUUACGGACUCUUCCAGAUUGGGUCACACUCAGGAGCCAUCACCCUUGAGAAGGAGAUUGAGCGGCGCCACCACGGGCUGCACCGCCUGGUGGUGAAAGUCAGUGACCGUGGCAAGCCCCCGCGCUAUGGCACGGCCUUGGUCCACCUUUAUGUCAAUGAGACCCUGGCCAACCGCACACUUCUGGAGACCCUGCUGGGCCACAGCCUGGACACGCCACUGGACAUCGACAUCGCUGGGGAUCCAGAAUACGAGCGCUCCAAGCAACGUGGCAACAUCCUCUUUGGUGUGGUGGCCGGUGUUGUGGCCGUGGCCUUGCUCAUCGCCCUGGCAGUGCUCGUGCGUUACUGCCGGCAGCGGGAGGCCAAGAGUGGCUACCAGGCCGGUAAGAAGGAGACCAAGGACCUGUAUGCCCCCAAGCCCAGCAGCAAAGCCUCCAAGGGAAACAAAAGCAAGGGCAAGAAGAGCAAGUCCCCGAAGCCCGUGAAGCCAGUGGAAGAUGAGGACGAGGCGGGGCUGCAGAAAUCCCUCAAGUUCAACCUGAUGAGCGAUGCCCCCGGAGACAGCCCCCGCAUCCACCUGCCCCUCAACUACCCACCGGGCAGCCCUGACCUGGGCCGCCACUACCGCUCUAACUCCCCACUGCCUUCCAUCCAGCUGCAGCCCCAGUCACCCUCGGCCUCCAAGAAGCACCAGGUGGUGCAGGACCUGCCACCCGCAAACACAUUUGUGGGCACUGGUGACACCACGUCCACGGGCUCUGAGCAGUACUCCGACUACAGCUACCGCACCAACCCCCCCAAAUACCCCAGCAAGCAGUUACCUCACCGCCGCGUCACCUUCUCCGCCACCAGUCAGGCCCAAGAGCUGCAGGACCCGUCCCAGCACAGUUACUAUGACAGUGGCCUGGAGGAGUCUGAGACGCCAUCCAGCAAGUCAUCCUCGGGACCCCGACUCGGUCCCCUGGCUCUGCCUGAGGAUCACUAUGAGCGCACCACCCCCGAUGGCAGCAUAGGAGAGAUGGAGCACCCCGAGAAUGACCUGCGCCCUUUGCCUGAUGUUGCCAUGACAGGCACAUGUACCCAGGAGUGCAGCGAGUUUGGCCACUCUGACACGUGCUGGAUGCCUGGCCAGUCGUCUCCCAGCCGCCGGACCAAGAGCAGCGCCCUCAAACUCUCCACCUUCGUGCCUUACCAGGACCGAGGAGGGCAGGAGCCUGUGGGCGCCGGCAGCCCCAGCCCCCCGGAAGACCGGAACACCAAAACGGCCCCCGUGCGCCUCCUGCCCUCCUACAGUGCCUUCUCCCACAGUAGCCAUGAUUCCUGCAAGGACUCGGCCACCUUGGAGGAAAUCCCCCUGACCCAGACCUCGGACUUCCCACCUGCAGCCACACCGGCAUCUGCCCAGACAGCCAAGCGCGAGAUCUACCUGUGAGCCCCUUUCUGGCCGGUGGCCAUGCCCCUUCCCCAGCCACCGGCCAGGUCUGAGUUGGGCCCAUUCCAGGGUCCUGCUCCUGACCCCUUCAGCGUGGACUUCCCGGCCAGGGCCCCAAGUGGGGGUGAGUACCGGCCUCAUGACCCACACAGGCCCUUCCCCCAAGCAGGGUCCAGGUCCUCUCUCCUCACUUCAUCCCCCAGCCCCUGGGAGCCUUUCUUCCCCUUUAUGGGGCUCCCCCUCAGCUGGUGCCCAAGAGGGCUCCUCUACAAUGACUAGGCUCCCUUCCCUCGACUUCCAGGGAGCACCCCCUCACUUUGGGCAGAUGGUGGAGUCAAGGGUGGACGACACACUUUUAACUCAUUGUUUCCCACAUGGCCGACCAGGGCGGAGACAGGAUGUCCCCAUUCCAGCCCUGCUUCAGGGCUGAACUGGGGAGCCCCUCUCCCUGGGAACUCCCUGAGGAAACU
Callorhinus ursinus (northern fur seal) is the source of this 4200-nucleotide messenger RNA. It is a transcript of the gene PCDH1, whose product is annotated as protocadherin 1. Gene Ontology annotation, cellular component: plasma membrane. Gene Ontology annotation, biological process: homophilic cell-cell adhesion. Gene Ontology annotation, molecular function: calcium ion binding. The record is from RefSeq and is a predicted model, not a curated record. Lineage: Eukaryota; Metazoa; Chordata; Mammalia; Carnivora; Otariidae.